AUGGAGACUGAGGCCACCCCCUCUGAGUCACGACCAACCACCCCGGAACCUCCGGGCUAUGUGAAUCCUCUCGAGUCCAGCUCAAGAUGGUACCUGAUUGCUCGUGCCCAAGCCAUUCGCUCUGCUGCGAGUCUGGGUUUCAGCAUCGCCAAUCGCACUAGUCCUCCUGCACCAUCACCCACGCGAGACAUUUGGCUCGAUGCCACGCUGUCAAAAGCUGCCCCCAGUCAGGCCGACCGCGCCAAGACCAAGAUCAAGGCUGAAGUAUGGAUGCCGCCCCGUCCCGCUCUCGGCGCCAGAGCUGCCGUUAUAAACUUUCACGGCGGUGGUUGGAUCCUCGGUCAGGGUACUGACGAUGCCCGUUGGGCCGGGGCCAUCAUGGCUAAUCUGGAUGCGGUUGUCUUUACUGUCAACUACCGUCUAGCGCCUUCAUGUCCUUUCCCAACCCCAAUCGAGGACUGUGUCGAUGCUGUUCUCCAGAUCAAGCAUCGCGCUGCUGAGUUUGGUAUUGACCCUGAUCGAAUCGUUCUUUCAGGAUUCUCCGCAGGGGCCACAAACGCGAUUGCAUCCUGGCUCAUUCUCAACGACCCUGGCCGAUGGGGCUACAAGUUCCCCUUUGAACCCCCAAAGAUUGCGGGCAUUGCACUCUACUACCCCGUCCUAGACUGGACCAUAUCCCGUCCUGAGAAGCGACUUACAUGCUCAAAGCCCGAGUUCACCUUGCCCAAGGGUCUGACGGAUUUAAUUGAUGCCUCCUUCAUCUACCCCAUCAUUCCCCGUGAGGAAAGGUCUGAUCCACGCUUGUCACCAGGCCUGAUGCCAGAUGAGCUGCUGAAAAAGCUUCCCCCUAUUCAUCUGGUCCUAUGCGAGUAUGACAUGCUCCUCGCCGAAGGUCUCAAGUUCUCGAAUCGCCUCAAGGCUGCUGGAAAGCAGUUCACGCUGCGCAUUGUCGAGGGUGAGAGGCACGCCUGGGAUUGUCCACCUCCUAUGACGCCAAAGGAGAGCGUCAUGACCGAGUAUCAAGUAGCUGUUGAAACCAUAGCUAGUUGGUUUGGAAAGAAGUGUGAGACCGACACAGAGUCACUACGGUCCAUGAAACUCAAGCGAGCAGUCUUCAAACGACCCAAAUACCUCUCUUAUAACACCUGGUCCGGGUGGUAG
This is a messenger RNA of Fusarium pseudograminearum CS3096, 1161 nucleotides long. RefSeq lists its product as uncharacterized. Gene Ontology annotation, molecular function: hydrolase activity. The coding region runs from base 1 to 1161 and encodes 386 amino acids. Lineage: Eukaryota; Fungi; Ascomycota; Sordariomycetes; Hypocreales; Nectriaceae. The record is from RefSeq and is a predicted model, not a curated record. The transcript has a single exon.